AUGGCAAUCAUGAAAGGAAUGGGACCUACUGUGAAGUGGUCAGCCAAGCUCAAUCCCAAAGCGAAGAGGGACAUGACCAAGUGGUGCAAAUUCUACGGUGACCAUGGUCAUAACACCGCGGAUUACAUCGCCCUAAGAUUGGAAGUUGCAGCACUACAGAAAAUGGGACAUCUCCGAGACCCAUUGACAGAUAAAGGGAAGAAUACAGUAAUUCAGUUUGAAGAUAAUAAGCCAGUCACCCUUGCCGCCUCUCAUCACGAUGCUCUGGUCAUCUCCUUCCAAAUCGCCAACAUCCUAGUCAAGAGAGUAUUCGUAGACGGGGGAUCCUCAGCAAAAAUCAUCUUCCUUGAAGCAGUGAAGGCCACAAGACUGGAUGAAACGAACAUCAAUAGACAACCAACCAUACUGGUUGGGUUUAGUUUCAAGCAGAAGUACACCAUCGGAGAAAUCGCCUUGCCUGUCUACACCAGCGGAGUCAACAAGGAAACCAUUUUCCUAGUGCUUGAUUGCCCCUCACCGUAUGACAUCAUCUUGGGUCGACCCUGGAUCUACGACAUGCGAGCUGUUCCAUCCACCUUACACCAAACUAUAAGGUUUUCAACAAAAUGGGGAGUAAGAGAAAUCAAGGGCAAUCCUAAGGCCUUUAGAGACUGCUACAAAAACGCCUUCAAAAGCAAAGGUCAUGCCUCAUAG
Pistacia vera is the source of this 693-nucleotide messenger RNA. RefSeq lists its product as uncharacterized. Lineage: Eukaryota; Viridiplantae; Streptophyta; Magnoliopsida; Sapindales; Anacardiaceae. The record is from RefSeq and is a predicted model, not a curated record. The transcript is spliced from 2 exons. Bases 1 to 693 code for a protein of 230 amino acids.